AAUUAUUUGUGUAAACGUUUGCGAUCUUAUCAACUUUCAAGAUGGCUGCUAACCUUGUCCGAGCGAUGUCUCCUUUUCCAAGACAUCUCAAAGAACUCCGUCUUCAUCUUUGCCAGAGAUCAGCCGCUAGUCAGGGGGUGAGGGACUUUGUUGAGAACCACUAUGUUGACCUGAAGAAGCAGAACCCACAGUUCCCCAUCCUCAUCAGAGAAUGCAGUGGGGUGGAACCAAAAGUCUGGGCUAGAUACGAGUUUGGAAGAGAGCGGAACCUUCCCCUGUCCAACAUGACUUCUGACCAGGUAGCCAAAGCCCUGCAGAUGUUGGCAGAACAGAAGUAACAACAUCGAUGGAAUAACAACAAGCAGGAAAAAUUCAGAGCGUAUAAAAUGUACAAAACUUUCUUCUCACCUAUAAGUAUAACCUCAAAAACUUGAAUAGAGACAUUACGAAGGUUCAGUGAUAUUAUGUAGUGGCCAUAACAUUUAAGGAGGGUUUCAGUGUCUUUGGUUUUCCUUUGGGUAGCCAAACUCAUACCCUCACCCACCCCCGUCCAUAUUGUGGAAAGUUUUCAAAAUGCCCCCCACCCCACCCACAAAUGUUUACAUGAUUCAGACUAGCAGGUAAGAGCUCUUCUUAACUCUGUGUAUGGGUCAGUGCAUAAUCCAUAUGUCAAGGUGCCCAAAUAUUUGCAUUAAGGGAACAAAGGGAAAAGGGUGUCAGAGGUGGCAGAAGAUUGUACCUUUUGACGUGCAUAAAAUUUUAACAACUGUUCCUGAUAAUAUCACAACGUUCCCGUGGGAUUUUCUAGCUCAGAUUCGUAGCGUGACAAUGCGAGCUGACCCUUAAUGAAAGUGAUGAACUUUGUUCAUGAUAAACUGCAUCAGAUGUUAAAUGUCACCGAAACGUUAACAAUGGAGGCAGAGAGAGACUCAGUAGUCAUUGUUCUUCUACAAGACUUUGCUGCUUUAUUAUUUAGAAAAUAAAAGCACUGAACACCAUA
Branchiostoma belcheri (Belcher's lancelet) is the source of this 1000-nucleotide messenger RNA. Its product is annotated as NADH dehydrogenase [ubiquinone] 1 alpha subcomplex subunit 2-like. The record is from RefSeq and is a predicted model, not a curated record. NCBI's taxonomy places the organism in Eukaryota, Metazoa, Chordata, Leptocardii, Amphioxiformes, Branchiostomatidae. The coding region runs from base 42 to 338 and encodes 98 amino acids. The transcript has 3 exons.